AGUUCACAAGUAGAUUUGAAUUUGAACGGGCUCAAAAUCUAAAUAGAUACUGACUUCGGCGUGUUUGCGAGCUCUGUUAAAUAAUAUAGUGGGUGUUUUACAGUUUGUGUGACACUCACAAAUUAUGAAAUUUUGGAUAGCUGCGCUUUUUUUAUGCAACUCUGGCUUCUGGUCGUGUAAAUCACAAAGUUAUUCAGAAUUAGAAGAAGCUCGUAGAAAUGGGGAACUUAGAAAAGCUUGUUCAAAACACGGACAUCCCGUACAACCCGAACGCAGAGUUAAUUCCACCGCCAGGUUGAUAGAAUUACGAAAAAUAAUGGAUUCGGAACUAAUUUUAGCCACUACUGCAGUUCAGGCUUAUUUAAUUACUUCGAGCGAUGAGCAUCAGAGUACAGAUGUAGACGAAUAUGAUAAACGUUGGCAGUACAUAUCUGGUUUCAGUGGAAGUUACGCAAAUAUAAUAGUGACCCAAAAAAAAGCAGCGUUAUGGACAGAUGGUCGAUUCCACCUUCAAGCAGACGAACAAAUAGAUUGUAACUGGCUGCUUUUUCGUGAGGGUCAUCGACAUAUACCUACUAUGUCUGAGUGGCUGAAAAAUGAGUUUCCGAAUGCAACCAGACUAGGUCUUGAUCCAAAAUUGGUCUCUCAACACAUGUGGAAUUACAUUGGACAUGAACUGAAAGAAACAAAAAUAGAGUUAGUCGCGUUAAAUGUCAGUUUAAUCGAUGUUAUUUGGCCCAGCAAUGAAAGACAACAAAGAAGAUACAAAGAAGCUUUUCUGUUGGAUGAAGAGUAUACAGGUAAAAAUUACUAUACGAAGAUUAAUGAAACUAGAACAGAACUUUUGAAUCAUGGAGCGGAUGCUAUGGUGGUAACGGCGUUGGAUGAAAUUGCUUGGUUAUUGAAUAUCAGAGGGCGAGAUGUUCCUAAUUCUCCUUAUGUUAGAAGUUACGUGAUACUAGAUAUGGAACAUAUUUAUUUAUACGUGAAUAACAGUCAAAUACCUCAGACAGUUAGAAACCAACUUCAUUACGAUUCUAAAAUUCAUAGAAGCGACACUGUUAUUUUAAAAGACUAUGAUCAAAUAUGGUCUGAUUUGGGAACACUAUCUCAAUUGUACAAGAAAAUUCUGAUUCCUUCUCAUUGUGUAUACAACUAUGGAGCCAGUCAUGCUAUUUAUCAACAUAUAUUCGAAGACAGAAGAAUGCUCAGACAAUCACCUAUAAUUUAUUUAAAAGCUAUUAAAAAUGAGGUUGAAAUUAAAUGGAUGCUCCAAACGAAUAUAAUUGAUGCGGCUGCCGUUUGCGACUGUUUCGCAUAUAUUAACAAAAAGGUACGAAGAGGUGAACGAUUAUUUGAAAGUCAUCUCGUUACUUAUUUAAAUCAAGACAGAUAUACGCAGAACCAUAGUUUGGGAAAUAGUUUCACAACAAGAGUUGGAUUUGCCUCUAAUGGCGCCUUUCCAAAAUAUGAACCUACGACCAAUACUGAUAAACAAAUAUUUAAAAACAGCACGCUUGUUUUGGAUUCCGGAGGACAAUAUUAUGGUGGUACAACGGAAGUGACACGAACCCUCCAUUUUGGUGAACCUACCGAUGAAAUGAAAGAAGCGUAUACACGUGUACUAAUCGGUCUGAUCCAAUUAUCAACGUUGACAUUUCCCAGUAAUAUGAGAAUGGCCGUCGCCGAUGCCAUGGCAAGAGCGUCUCUUUGGGAAGUUGGUUUGGAUUAUCUUCAUGAAACAGGUCACGGCGUUGGUUCAUUUCUUGGAGUACAAGAAUCUCCAAUCAAGGUUCAUUUCAAUUCUGAAGUUAGCGCGCAACAAACUUUCAAGCCCGGCUACUUUUUAUCUGUCGGUCCUGGAUACUACCGAGAUGGAGUAUUUGGUGUACGACUAGAAAAUAUGUUGCAAGUAAUAGAAAAACCUUGGUUAGAACGAACGACUCAUUCUUAUUACGGCUUUAAAACAAUUACAUUUGUACCUUUUGAGCCCAAUUUGAUAAAAUUCUCUUUAUUGUCAGCCCAACAGAAAAAAUGGUUAAACAAUUACAACGAACAAAUACGCCAUCUGGUCGGAGAAGAAUUGAAAAAACGCAGUAGAAUGGAAGGUUUCUAUUGGAUGAUGGAUAAAACUCAAUAUAUUCCAGAGAACCACUCUAAUAUUAUGCUUAACACGCCGUACUUGAUAAUUUUAUUGAAUGUAGUAUCGAUAGCACUUAAUUAUGUUUAAGUAAAAAAGCACGCACGACGUAUUUAAAUUUUCACACAAUUUUAGGUAAUUUUAGCAAAAAAAUAUGUUCACUCUCAUAACUAACUGAUGACUAAUUCAAUGUUGAUUAUACAGCAUAUCUCUGAGAAAACCGGCUAUAGGAUUUCCCUGUUACCAUUUAAACUUAGUCUUUCUACCUGAAUUUUAUUGUUGAUACAUUAAAUAACAAUUCUUUUUGUUCAUAAUUUUUUAUCUUCUUAAUGAUAUUUUAUUAAACGCCAUGAAAUUACAUUUAUUUCGGUUUUUAAAUGAAAAAAAUCAAAUAACUUUAACAAAUGCCAGGUCUGAUUAAUAGCUUGAAACCGUUUUCUUUUUUGUAGCUCAAAAAUUGAUUUGAAAAGUACUAUUUAUUUUAAUGUUCUUAAUUUAGUGUUUAAUAAAAAUUUUGUCAACAAAUACUAUUAAUAAAUUUGUUCAUUUACAAUCCCUUAAAAUAAAAAAUACCACUUAUCUCUCUGAUCGAAUAUUAAAAUAAAAUAAGAAAGUUCCAACGAGAUAAAGCAAAAAAACAUAAAAAAUUAACAAAAUGAAAAUUUAGUCAAGUAGCGUCAAACAGUUUCAUUCAAAAACCAAAAUAAAUGUAAUUUCAAAGUGUUUAAUAAAAUAGCAUCAAGAAGAUAAAAAAAUAUAAACAAAAAAAUUGUUAUUUAAUGUAUCAUCAAUAAAAUUCAGGUAGAAAGACUGACAUGGUAACAUGGGAAAUACUAUGAUAGGUUUUCUGAGAAACAUAUGGUAGUUAGGCAAAAUCGGAGUAGUCUGAAGAAAUAGAAAUUUUAUCCUGAUUAUGUUGAAAAUGAACCAUAAAACAUCAGAUUCUUAUUGGUAAUCCCAGUUAUAACUGCGGGGUCAUCGUGUCAACUGCCACAUUUGUCACUUAUACAAUGGUCAGCUCAUAAGGAUGGAUGAACCAGCCUUAAAAUACAGAUUGGGAUCAGUUGAUAUCGGCUCUUGAAGCUAUAAAAAGUGACAAAAAGCUUUGGUAAAAAAAGAAGUUAUAGGGGCUUUUGGCUCAACUAAAUUGUCUUGAAACGGCCAUAUUAUCAGAAUUUUGAGAAUCUGUGUUAAAAAAAAUUUAGUGGUAGUUUCCAGGCUCUACGAGUAACUCAUCCCUUUCAUAGAAAACAAAAGGGCAUCUUUUUAUUCUUUCGACGCUGAACUGGGGAAAGAAAAUGCUCAGAUGAAUACAGAAGCAUUCAUGACAGUCGCGAGGGAGAAUUGUUGUUACACGAGACGAUUUUAGGAUUAAUACUUUCUUCCGGAUAUGCAACCAAUUUUGGACCGAAUUAAGACACAUAACUUCUCAUGAUGCAAUAACAACCAAUUAUGCAUUUUAUACAAAUUGGAAACAAUAUCUGAACUGGAAGUGACAGAUAACACCAUAAAAUACUUGAUAUUACGGAUGAUCUUCAAGACAAAUGUUUUCUUUUUAAAUAAUUCUUGACGUGUGAAAACAAAAGGUUUAACAGAAGCAUUUUCAUUUACAGAACUAUCAUUACGCAUUUUUCUGUGUAUUGCAGUGCAGAACAUUCGUUUUCCGUUCUUAAAAGAAUAAAAAUUUAUUUACGUUCCCCUAUAAAUGAAAAACAGUUAAGAUAGUAACGUAUCUAUAAAUUAUAACAGUGUCAUUGACAAAAUUGUCAACCAAUUUGUACAUCGCAGAAAAUGUGAAUAUUUGAUAAAUGGAUUUGUAUAGUCUUUUUCCAUUAUCGAAGGAUUUUUUCUUCUCUUUUUCCAGAGCCUGCUACAUUCUAAUGAAGGUUAGCAAUCAUCCGUUGGAAUUCCUCAGUCAUGCGUAUUAGAUUUAUGGCAUCACGUACAUGGAACCAAUUUCGAAGGUUUUUCAACCGUGAAAAUCUUUUUCUACCCAGUUCGCGCCUGCCUUCUAUCUUCCCUUCCAUGAUCAGCUGUAACAAGGCAAAUUUUUGAUUUCUAAAAACGUGGGCAAAGUAGGAAGCUUUCCUUCUCUUUACAAUGGUUAAGAGUUCUCGUUCUCUGUUCAUUCGUCUUAGCACCUCGUCGUUGGUCACCCGAUCCGUCCAUGGUAUUUUAAGGAUCCGUUUAAAGAGUCACACUUCAACAAUUUCCAUCUUACGCAUGCUGGAGACCUUCAAAGCCCAGCUCUCAACACCAUACAGUAGGGUAGUCAAAACAUUGUGUUAUUCUCUAGCGUGUUCUCAGGUUAAGGUCAUUAGGUAUUGAACGUACAAUUGGAACAAUUAUUGCCAAAAUUCAAAGCACCACUGAAAUUAUCAGUAACAAUUUUCGAACAAUUCAAAAGAUUUUCAUUAAUGUUCGGACAUCUCAAAAUAUUCUCCGUAACUGUUGAUGAAACAUUCGAGGAAAUAUCUGAACAGGUACUUGUUGAUACGUGAUUCUUCAAUAUAUCCUUCUGCUACCAUACUCCAUGUCUUUUAAGACAAGUGAGGUCACCGCCACCAUCAAUAAGAAGUGUAGCAGAUGUUCUUCUUAGCGAAUGUCCAAAAUACUCCUUCCAAUUUUCUAACCUCAAAAAUUUUGCAAUUUCUUGCGACGCGGCACUAAUUUUGUGAAUACUUUCCAUUAAAGUACUUUAAAGUACUAUUAAAUAAACAACGUUCCUGUAUAUUGGAUGGCCGUAGUGCAACAUAUUUUCGAAAUAAACGCAAAUAAUUAUCGCCUAUAAUGGUAAACAAACGAGGUUUCUUGUUUUUUGUCUACAAAAUUUUUACGACCAGGACCGAGUCCAUAUCCUCAAUGUCAUCAAUUUUCAAAUGAACUAGUUCGUCACAACGCAUAGCCCCUUUAAUUCCUAUUACUAGAACAACCUUUAUCAUCAAAUAUAAAAUAUUAGGUGCCAUAUCCAAGAACCGAUCCAUUUCCAACUUUGUAAUUUUGAAUAUUUACUAAUAUCCACACCAUUUUUGAUAUCCAGUGUGGAUCGCAACAUUGAAUAUUGUGACCAAAGAGUGGAUGGCUUGACGGUCUUCGUUAAAUUUGAGAAAUACACCAUAAGAACACUUUCCGCAUAGUUUUGCACAUUUUUUUCUUUACACCAAUCAAUAAAUCGCUAAUAUGCAAGUUCAUAAACUUGGCGAGAUUUGGGUGGCAAAAGAUUUAGAUAUACUUUACUGUUUCGGCACUUUCCAAUAUAUCCGCAGGUAUAUUUUCAUCGUGUUCGGGAUUCAUUUUGAAAACAGCGUAAAAACUACUACAAAAAUUAUAUGAUUAGUACGUCUACUGACGUCUACUUGACAAUCGAUAUUUACCAACAAUACCAGAUAUCCAUGACUACUGACUUGCUAUCGCUGUUAUAAUUAAUAGGUGUUCAAAUUUAUUACCAAAUUAUUAACGAUUUUUGAAUAAAACUAACUUUAUUUUAAUUUUGACAUGGUUGGAGAAAAAAUAGUAUAUAUCAUACGGACUAAAAGUGCCUUUUAAUGCUUAUAAUAUAAUAUACUAUAUUAUUUUAUUUAAUUUAAAAGGCGGCAAAUCUAAUCGGCUCAAGGCGUCAAAUUUUAAAAUACGCCACUGCAACAUAAUACACAUGUGACAGUUGAUAAUGCCGUAUGAAGAUAUAAGAAUAGAAUAAACUAUAGAAUAAAUCAUUUGUAAGAUAGCGAAAUAAGGCAACUUAAUAGGCUAUUUUACAGGUUUUUUCUCUUAUACGCCGCAUUAUAUCUAUUCAAACGAAGUAAACUAUAAAAACUAUACAAAGAAGCAAAACUGCUACGAUAAUCUUAGGUAAAUUUGACGUAAAGUUCAGCAGAAUAAACUAAGAGGAAGAGAUCAAAUGUUAGACAACUUAUUUUUUUUAUAUUGUUUGAGGUCGUUCAUAAACUAUGCAAGACUAUAUUUCACUAGUUUGACCCUGCUACUUUUAUCACAGUACCUUACACUUUUUGCGACCCCUGUCCUAUCAAUAUUACGUUACAAAUGAUGGAUUUCGUCAUAAAAAGCUCAUUUAAAUACUAUAAUAUAAUCAUUUAUCAUUUUAAUAUUAAACUUUCAAUAAAGCAAGAAAUAUUCAGAAUUAUCACCAAUAAAUCGUUUUUUUAUUUAAUAUCAGCAGUCCAAGGAGAUUCCAAAUGUCUAAAAUUAGCUUUGAAUUAUUAGUUUCUUUCCAUUUACAUAGAAGUGAGAGAGAGAAAUUAUUUAUUGUUAAAAAAUUGUUACAUAUUGAAGACAAAAAUACAGAUAAAAUAAAAUUUCAAUAUACAGAGACAAUCAGUUAUGUAUCUUAUACUCAGAUACUGCGUAGUGAAUGAAAGGAACGCCUAAUGUGAUUUAAUAUUCUUAAAAACAACUAAAAUUCACCAUUACCAUUGGUGAUCUAAUCGUCUUUUACUCGCAGUACGACAUAAGUACAAGAAUAUUAUUUUUCUACGUCCGUUAUAAUAAGUUUUUUUCCAUUCAUCUGCAUCUAUAAAGAAUGUUAUUUCUGAAUUGGUCAAAAAGCAUUAAAAAAAUAUCGUAGCGAAUUAUAUACUUAAUUUUAUUUAUUAACUUUAUUUUCAAAAAUUUUAUUAACACUAAAACACUAAUUACAAUUUUUAAUUUUACAAAUACCGAAUGAAUCCAAUUAAACUCAAUGAUUGAAUUAACUAAAAUUCAUUAAAAAGUGUUUACAACAAUUGAAAUAAAUGCUGACACAUGUUUACAUAAUACGAUCUUUUUGCGUAUUAGUUUUUAGAAUAUUCUAUAUUUUUCUUCAUGUAACUCCUCCAUCCCACUUUUCUGAUUUCUUAAAAGUUUUCAGUGAUCUGAAGUUACUGUCCCUCGAAGAAAAACGUAGAUAUUCGCGCUUCUGUACUAAGAUACGUAUUCGAGUAUUUCACCGCUCUAUGCCUUAAACUCACGACCGCACGAAUCCUACUCCGAUUGCGCCAAUUAUAUAUUUAACUUUCAAAAAAUUUUAAUAACACAAAAACACAUAUCAUAAUUUUCAAUUUCACAAAUACUGAAUAAAUCUGAAUAAUCUCAAAGAGCCUUUAGUUUUGACGAUUUCAUCGGUUUUAACAUUGUUUCUGAAGGCACUGGUAAAUAUGAUUAGUAACGACAAUGUACGAGGUCUGGCUAUUAAAUAACGAGCCUGGUUACGAAAAAGGGAUACAUUAUAAAAAUUAUUUUACAUUCGUUUGCUCCCCUUCAGAAUACUACCUUCCUCUCGCCGCACACUUUUCCAUACGUUUUUUUCAUUGAUCGAAGCAGUGCUGAGAGUGAGUACCUUCAGGAGCUCUGCCGUUUUUUGCUUUUUCUAACCUUUUAAGGAAAUCUGAGCAGACCCGUUGACGCAAGAGCUUUUGGUCAGUAGUCAGAUUUUUUUGAUACCAACUUUUGUCAUGUGUAAUUCCUCGUGUAAAAUUUUUCUAAUCGUUUUUUUAUCGGCGUUUACAGCCUCGACAAUCAUCCGGAUGCUCAUUCGACGAUCUCCACGCACAAUUUGAUUGAUUUUGGUCACUGUUUCUGGAUUUGAAACAGUCACAGAGUGACCUGGGCGCUGGUCAUCUUCAGUGCUCUCUCGUCCCUCAAUAAAUCGUUUACACCACUCAAAAAUACGCGCACGAGAUACAUAAUUGUCCCAUAGGCUUCUUGCAACAAUUUAUAGCACUAAGUCGAAGUUUUUUUCAAUUUAACGAAAAAUUUGAGAUUGAUAAAUUGCUCCUGUUUUUCGUCACACAUAGUUUUCGACACGAAUAAAAAACACGUUCAUUUCAAACUGCUACUGCACAAAUACUAUAAUAGUAACAGAAAUAUAUUGUGGGACGUGCAUAGACAAGAUGUCUAGAUACAAAACGCACCUCGCCUGUUUAUGGCGCCCUCUAGGCACGAAGUCUCGUUAUUUAAUAGCCAGACCUCGUAUACAUCAAAUUACUAUAUGUACAAAUAACUUUCUAUGGCGAUAAGAAAGUAAAAUUCAAUUAUCAAGACAAAAAAAAUUAAAGAGUUGCUUAAUGAUGUGUGAACACACAUAAGUUCUCUCUUAUCACAAUACCCAUCCCCCUUUCAUGUUAAAGUUAAUUUCUUAUUGAAAGUAAAGUAUUUCACGGUACCUUAUGCCUAGAUUACAAAUCAAUUCAAUAAUGAUUAGUUGGUCGAGAAAAAUAUUUGUUUUUUAUAUAGUUUAUGAUGUAAAUAAAAAAUGACUUAAUACAUAAAUCAAUCAUACAAAUAAAUAUUUAUUUUAUUACAAAAACACCUUAUAAAUAAUUUGUAUACUAAAUAUAUGUUAAUGUAGCUAUGAUUGUUUAUUUUUUAAAUUAAGAUUAUAUUAGUUAGUUAUAGAUACAUAAAAAAAGAAAAUUUAUCUAAAAUCACGUGCAAGAAGAAGGUACUUAUAUACAAAAGAUGGACCAUUCCGUUAUUUAUAUUGCUAGAUAUUUCUUGUGUAUUUUGUACUCAUUUCAUUUUCUAGAUGUGAUUAAUAAAAUAUAUUUAUUUGAG
Diorhabda carinulata is the source of this 8689-nucleotide messenger RNA. RefSeq names its product xaa-Pro aminopeptidase ApepP-like. The record is from RefSeq and is a predicted model, not a curated record. The coding region runs from base 125 to 2230 and encodes 701 amino acids. The transcript is spliced from 10 exons. Lineage: Eukaryota; Metazoa; Arthropoda; Insecta; Coleoptera; Chrysomelidae.